This is a messenger RNA of Chiloscyllium plagiosum (whitespotted bambooshark), 1341 nucleotides long. Its product is annotated as synergin gamma-like. NCBI's taxonomy places the organism in Eukaryota, Metazoa, Chordata, Chondrichthyes, Orectolobiformes, Hemiscylliidae. Gene Ontology annotation, cellular component: clathrin coat of trans-Golgi network vesicle. The record is from RefSeq and is a predicted model, not a curated record.
GCUAAAUCUAAUUUUGCGCUGGCUAAUUUGAACUGGCAGAACAUGCCUAGAUCUGUGCAGCAAACAUUCCAACGAGUCAUCACAUGAUCCAGGAGAACAGGAAGUUGGAAACCAGAAAUCCUUUAUUUCAGGGCAAAGUGCACGACACCUAACUUCCCUAUCUCAAACUUCUAAGGGAUACCUUAAAUGCUUGCGUGCCUGGAGGAGGGUGCUGUUCUGUGUACUGUACUUUUGUUACACUGUUAAUUACGUCUAGUUGAUUUAAGACUCCCUCAUCAGGAAGAACUCUCUGGACUGCCGGUUGUUUCAAUUAGCCUUCAGUGCGCUGCUGCUGACUUAUCAUGAAUGGAUUAAAUUUACUUCAAUAUGGGGAGUGACAGAAGAUAGAUUUAACAGCAAUGGAAUUUCUUCCUCUACGGCGAUGUAUUCAACAUAGAAGCUAGUGAAAAUUAUGUCAGACUUGUUCCUGUUGCUGAAAUGAUGUCAUCAUGGAAGAUUCUAGUCAAACGGAUCAUCUACCCAUGUAGGUUCUAACAAUUUUAAAAGCACAAGAUGGAGUCAAAGGAGAGCAUCAUGGAAGACAAAGUUAAUAGUUUGCAGAGAUGCCUCGACAGUAUUUAUAAGGUUAUUAGAACUGCAAAUGAUACCUUGUGUGCCAUCAGCAAGCCAUCAGUGUGCAGUGAAGUGUUGCUAUCUCCACAAGGAAUUGCUUAUAUCUCAGGCAUUACUGAGGUGUACAGAGUGGCGAAGAGAGUGGAAGGUGGAAUGAAGUCUCUAAGUAUUAGCACUGAAACACUGCAAAAGAGUCUGAGGGACAUUGAGAUAAUCUGGAACAAUGUGCAGGCCUUCAUGUCAUUUAAUCCUUCUGUGCUACGAAUGAUGCCUGCUGAAUCUACACUAGACUGUUCAGCUCUAACUGCUUCAGAAAAUGCACAAAAUGAAAUCUGUGGAGUAUGUCUGCUCAGAACACUGAAUAAGCCUAAUGAUUUCAGUGAUACGGAACAUUCAGUUCUGCAUAAUGGUUGCCAUUAUCAUGCAAGUUGUGCAAACUUUUGGCUAAACUGCGUGGAUUCAAACUUACCUGGUCUGAUUGCACCGAAGCAAAAUUCUGAAGACUUGAACUUGGAAGAGCUCUCAGUUCUUGGCCAAAACUGCUUGGACACAAAUCCUAAAGACUUUACUCUUCCUAUAAUUCAAUGACUGUGAAAUGUAUUUAUUCUCAGAAUCAGUGAAUUCGUUUUAGAGUGGAUGGUUUUUAGAUUAGGUUUCCUACAGUAUGGAAACAGGCCCUUCGGCUCAACAAGUCCAUACCGACCCUCCGAAGAGUAGCCCACCCAGACU